This is a messenger RNA of Eruca vesicaria subsp. sativa (arugula), 957 nucleotides long. The record is from the annotation of a GenBank genome assembly. Lineage: Eukaryota; Viridiplantae; Streptophyta; Magnoliopsida; Brassicales; Brassicaceae.
AUGGUUCCCUUGGAUUUGACCAAUUUUGCCGCAAGUCCUUGCCAUUACAUAUUCCCAAAUAACCUCAACGUCUUCAAAACACUCCUUGUCUUGAAACUCAAAGGCAGGACUGUUCUCGACGUUGUUGAUUCUCCUGUUUGUUUCCCUUCCUUGAAAACGUUACACCUCACAUAUGUGAGGUUCGAGCGCAAAGAAUCUUUCAAAAUAAUUUUAUCGGCGUGUCCUGUUCUUGAAGAUCUCGUCCUCGAAGCACUUCGUAGUGCUGGAGAUUAUUUGUUCCCAAUAUCGUUAUCAUCCCCCUCUCUACAAAGGUUAUCCAUUGAUACUAAAUAUGGGUAUUAUCAUGACAACGACCCGAUACUCGAGAUAAGUGCACCUUCUUUGAAAUACUUAAAGAUCUGCGAUAUUCGAGCUUGUUAUAACCUCAUUGAAGAUAUGCCUAAGUUGGUGGAGGCUAAUGUGUCAGUUGACUUGCCGAGACAUGAGCACCUUUUUAAAGUUCUUUCUUCACUUGAACGUCUGUCGAUAGGUUUCCAUGCUGCCAUGGUUGUUGACCUUACGGAUGGCUUAAUCUUCAACCGGCUUCUUCAUCUUGAAUUAGACAUUAAUUACGCCUUUUGCUCUAAUCUACUUCUGCGUUUGCUGAGACAUUUUCCUAAUAUACAAUCUCUCAAGCUUCUCCGAACAUAUCUCACAUAUUGGAGGGGGCAACUCAACUGUUUAGUCUCUGUUCCUAAAUGCUUGAGCUUUCAUCUCGAGAUUCUUCAAUGGACAUGCUAUGGAGGAGCACUGAAUGAGAGAGAAGCUGCAGUUUACAUUUUUAAAAACGCUCCUUAUUUAAAGACUGCUACGUUCUCAUUAUGUAGAAAAGAUAUGGAAGAUGUUAUGAUGAAAGAUUUGAGAUCUAUGCCCAAGGCUUCGGCCUCAUGUCAGCUUGUAUUCAAAAAAACUUUUUGA